Molecule: messenger RNA, 1551 nt
Organism: Drosophila persimilis
Lineage: Eukaryota; Metazoa; Arthropoda; Insecta; Diptera; Drosophilidae
Exons: 2
Coding region: 667-1389 (240 amino acids)
Source: RefSeq, a predicted model, not a curated record
UAAAGCCCUUGCAGAGUGCUCUGACAGAAUCGGGGCUAGCCAUGAGAUAUACAUACGAUAUAUUCCGAACACAAAUGCCACAACAGGGGGACAAAACGUAGGACAAUUUGGGAGUACAUAAUACAGAAUACGAAGAAGGGACAGGACACACAACAUGGACAUUGAGGAGGAUCUGGACGGCAUGCCACCCAUCAGCAUCGGCACCUUCGGGAUACCCAAUGACCCGGAACUGCUGGACGAGUACGCGCUGUACCGUCCCUCGAUAGGCUCAAGUACGUGGAGAUAGUCGAGGCCUGUCCGGCGGCCUUCUGGCCGGAGAGCGAGAUGGCCGAGCUGGCGGCACUCGUGCGGGAACAUGUGCGCACCAUGGACAUCCGCCAUCUGCAGUCCCUCUCGGAGGAGAGCUUCCAGCGCCACAAAGGGAGCAGCGACUCGGAGCCGGACGUCACGUCGGAGGAGUCUGAGGCCCUGUUUGUUUCUAGCGAUGAGCGCAACACCUCCUCCGAGUGGACAGACGAGCAAGAGGGAGAGUGCUCCGAAGAGCAGUCCACAGAGCAGCCCGACCCGAAGAAUCAGGCUAAGAUCAACUUUAAUAGAGUGGAAACGGAGGAGGAGCAGCCGGCAGGGGCAGGGGCAGUGACAGGAGCAGCGGCAGUCUGAGGAGUCAUGUACCUUCUGGAUGACAUCCAGGAGGCCAAACGCGUGGCGCGUGGUUCCCGCAACGCCGUGCGACAGCAGCUGCGGCGCUUGCAGGCCGCCAGGAAGGAGGCGCACGAGCAGCGGGUGCACCGUCGCACCGUUAUGCGGCAGAGGCCCGCCGAGCAGCCUGAGAAGAAGCGCCGCAAGAGCAGGAAGACAGUGAUGGGCGUCUUCAGUAUGAAGGUGGAGCCCGAGCCGGAAGACGACGAAGAUAAGAUCGUGGACAGGCGAAACAAGGAGAAGGUGCUGGAGCGCCUCCGUCGCUACGACUUCCCCUCGGAGCACUGCCAUCACAUCGACCUGAGCUUUGUGCGCUUCUUCGAUAACCUCGUCUCGUUCACCCUCGAGUUCCUGGGGCCACACAUGGGGCGCGACUUCCACAAGCGGCACCUGCGGUUCUCCACCGAGGACGUGGUGCGGCUGGCCAGGGGCCUCCAGGAGCUCGACAAGCUGCAGAUCUUCCGCCUGCGCAACAGCCGCAUGGACCAUCUCAAGCUGCACGUCCUCUGCCGUGUCCUCAAGAACCUGAAGGCCUUGGAAGUGAUUGAUUCGCCCGUCCAGCCCGGAUUACAGAUGCAGGCCCCGUUCUCGGGCUCGCACUUGCCACCGUUCUCACAGCGGCACUCCUCCAAGCAGCUGGCGCCAAAGCGCCCCUCCGGACAGACAUCGGCGAACCUGGCGCCCGUAUAGCCCUUGGCGCACUCGCACUCCCCGCUGAAGGGCUCGCAGAGGGCGUUGUUCAGGCAGUCGCACUGCAUCGAGCAGUUCCUUCCGUACCAGCCAGAACAGGACUAGACGUUAUACAGGAUGUUGCGACAGUUAGAGAACAGCCAGGGCGUGGUCAUGAGCACG